GGCGGGCGCAGCGCUGGCGGAGGCGGGGCCGGAGGAGCCGGAGCCCGGCGGUGCCCGCUGAGCCCGGCUCGGCUCGGCUCGGCUAUGGCACAGGCGGCGUUGGGCGCGGCGGGGCUCCACUUUGACGAGCUGAACAAGCUGCGGGUGCUGGAGCCCGAGGUGGCGGCGCAGACGGCGCAGCUCCGCGAGGAGUGCCGGGCCUUCGUGGACAAAACAGCAGAAUUCCAGAAAAUAGUGGGCAGCUUGAUCGAGCUCGUUGAUCAACUGGCCAAAGCUGCAGAAAAUGAGAAGAUGAAGGCCAUCGGGGCAAGGAACCUGCUGAAGUCCAUCGCAAAGCAGAGAGAGGCUCAGGAGCAGCAGCUCCAGGCUUUGAUAGCUGAGAAAAAGAUGCAGCUGGAAAGGUACCGGGUCGAGUACGAGACUCUCUGCAAAAUCGAAGCGGACCAGAACGAAUUCAUCGACCAGUUCAUUUUCCAGAAAUAGAGGAUUUUAAGAUAAAAACCAGCUCACAUGGAAAGUUGACCAUUCCAGAAUCUUGAGAAUUUCAGAAAUAUGCAAUUUCCACUGUGCAGGAGUGCAGAUGGUUUGUACAACAGAGGGGCUGUACCUCAGUUUGAGGGUACUGUGGCAAUAAGGAGGGCUGACUGCUCCCAGCUGCACAGACUGUCCUGGCCUUUGAUUUUAUACCAGUUUUGUACAGUCAGUAGUUCUAAUUCAAAUUACAGUUGAAUUAAUGCUACUGGUGCUUUGUUGUGUCUCUUUUUGAACUCUAGAGCUCUUUCAUAGAAAUCAGAAAAUAAAUUAUUGUUCUCAGACUGUCCGGCUGUACCAGAAUUAGUUGCU
Poecile atricapillus (Black-capped chickadee) is the source of this 843-nucleotide messenger RNA. It is a transcript of the gene IFT20, whose product is annotated as intraflagellar transport 20. Gene Ontology annotation, biological process: centrosome localization; protein localization to cilium; intraciliary transport. Bases 85 to 483 code for a protein of 132 amino acids. Gene Ontology annotation, cellular component: cilium; centrosome; Golgi apparatus. The transcript has 4 exons. NCBI's taxonomy places the organism in Eukaryota, Metazoa, Chordata, Aves, Passeriformes, Paridae. The record is from RefSeq and is a predicted model, not a curated record.